CGAGAGUUAGGUCAUUGUAUACCUGGAACAGCGCGCCUCCGGUUGCAGGAUAUUUUGCGAGCAGCUGCGAAAGCACCGGGUACUACACGCAAAAGGGGUGAGGAUCCAGUCUUGUAGUGAACAACUUGUCACUUGCAGAUGGAUGAUUCUGCAUGAGAGCAGAUAAUGGUCAAGGUUACCUUGAACGUAAAAAAUGACGCGAAUUACGCGGUGGUAAAUAUUAUCGAGGUCUUCAUCAAGUCAUUGUGAGUUAACCAGAUAUCAUCUUGGUAAUCGCUAGCAUCGUGAGGUCUCUACUCCUUGCUGUCAGCAGGCCUCUGCGCCUCGGAUUCAGCACUUCAAAUUGUCGUACACAACGGUUUGCAUUGCAGAUAUCACGCAAGAAGAGCACUAUGUCAGACGUUGGUAGCUCGUCCAUCACGGUGCCCGAAGGGUUCACGCUCCACACGGAAAACACGUCCCACAUCCUGAUUUCAUCGAAGGAGGAGGCAUUUCUGAAUCCAGUUCAGGAAUUCAAUCGGGAUCUCAGCGUCGCGUGCAUCAGAGUAUGGAGCGAAGAACUAAAUAGGGAGAAGGAAGCAAAGUGGAAGCAGGCUCAGGAGAGACGAGCGAAAAGGGAGGCGGGAGGAGAAGCGGAGACGGGGCAGCAGAAGAAGGCAAAAACGGAAUCUACUGAACUGAGCAAUGAUCCGGGUGAUGGUUUACCAGGAGAUGUUCCUACCACCGGAAGUACAUCUGAAGGCAACAAACGAGAGAUACUGUACCGACCCCAUAAGUUCGUGCUACUGGAAGCAUUGUCGGCAACUGGUCUUCGGUCCAUCCGCUAUGCAAAAGAGAUCCCUCUUGUGAGAUUCGUCAUUGCGAACGACUUGUCUGCAUCUGCUACGGCUGCCAUGAAGAGAAAUGUAGAACUCAAUGGUCUUGGACCUUCAUCUGAUCCAGCUGACAGCACGCCCCUUCCUGAUCGUGGAAAGGUGAGAAUUAACGAGGGGGAUGCAUGUGCACUCAUGUACAACCAUCGCACAGAGAAGACACGUGUCGAUGUUAUCGACCUCGAUCCAUAUGGCACUGCUGCGCCUUUUAUCGAUGGUGCUGUCCAAUGUGUCAACGAUGGAGGACUUCUGUGCGUCACAUGCACAGACUUGUCAGUUCUAGCGACGACAAAUUACCAUGAGAAGUGCUUCUCAAAUUACGGUGGUAUUCCUGUCAAAGCGGAAUACUGUCACGAGGCGGCUCUCAGACUCGUGUUAAACACACUGUCAACUUCUGCAGGCCGGUACGGAAGAUACAUCGAGCCGCUUCUAUGUCUAUCUAUCGACUUUUACGUUCGCCUCUUCGUACGCGUUCACUCUGCGCCCAUAGAGGUCAAAAAGAUUGCCAGCAAAACAGCAAUAUAUUACAUAUGCCAGGGCUGCCAGUCAUUCUACCAGCAGCCGUUGGGCCGGAUCGUGGAAAAAGUUCACGAACGAACCGGUAAUGCAAACCUCCAGUUCAAGACUCAAGCGGGCCCCCCUGUGCCACAAAAAUGCACAGAGUGUGGUUCUGCGUUGCAUGUCGCAGGUCCGAUGUGGUCCGGUCCAUUACACAACAACAGUUUCAUUUCACAAGUGCUUGAGCACUUGGAGAGCAACCAAGAUAAAUAUGGUACAGCAGUCCGCAUGAAAGGGAUGCUGACAGUAGCCAAUGAGGAGUUACACGUCCCGUUCUACUUUACCCCAUCCCGGAUAGCUGGCUUCUUCCACUCGGUUUGUCCCCCUUUGGAUGACGUGGCGUCAGCUCUCCUCAACGCCGGUCACACCGUAUCACGUUCACAUGCUUCACCAGGCUCUUUGAAGACUGGCGCAACACGUCAAGAUGUGCAUGAUAUCUUCAGGUCUUGGGUGAAGAAACAUCCCGUGAGAAUGGAUAAGGUCUCUGAGACAUCUCUCGCGAGGCAAUUACUCGCAAAGGAAGCAAGGGAGGAGGCUAAUUUCACCAGACACCCUCGAUCAGUCACGCAAGCGUCAAAAGUAAAACUGGUUCGCUAUCAGCAGAACCCAGCUCCCAACUGGGGCCCCGGUAUGAAAGCAGACUCCGGAACGAAACGUAAACGCGAAGAGGAAAAUGAAUAG
Messenger RNA from Suillus subaureus, 2111 nucleotides. RefSeq names its product tRNA methyltransferase. The coding region runs from base 393 to 2111 and encodes 572 amino acids. Gene Ontology annotation, molecular function: RNA binding. The record is from RefSeq and is a predicted model, not a curated record. Gene Ontology annotation, biological process: tRNA N2-guanine methylation. Lineage: Eukaryota; Fungi; Basidiomycota; Agaricomycetes; Boletales; Suillaceae. The transcript is spliced from 14 exons. Gene Ontology annotation, cellular component: nucleus.